Molecule: messenger RNA, 483 nt
Organism: Scomber japonicus (chub mackerel)
Lineage: Eukaryota; Metazoa; Chordata; Actinopteri; Scombriformes; Scombridae
Gene: ompb
Product: olfactory marker protein b
Exons: 1
Coding region: 1-483 (160 amino acids)
Biological process (GO): sensory perception of smell; signal transduction
Source: RefSeq, a predicted model, not a curated record
AUGUCUACUGAGUUGGAGCUGCCUUUCCGGUCGGACACCCAGCUGACGGAGGUGAUGCGCCUGCGGGUUCAGUCCCUGCAGCAGCGUGGGCUGAAGAGGCAGGACGGCGAGCGCCUGCUGCAGCCCAACGAGGCCGUGUACCGACUAGACUUCUCCGAUCAGUCCCUCCGAUUCUCCCACUGGACGGUGCGUCUGUCCCAGCCGGGUCGCCUCACCAUCACAGCCACCUCGCAGCUCUGGACGCCCGACCUCACCCACCUGAUGACCCGUCAGCUGCUGGAGCCCGUCGGGGCUUUCUGGAGGGCGCCGGGGGCCACCGACGAUACGCCCAUCCAAUGCCAUGAAGCUGACGCACAUGAGUUUGGAGAGAGGAUCGCCGAGCUGGCCAAGGUAAGGAAGGUGAUGUACUUCCUGUUUGCCUUUGCGGAUGGCUGCAACCCCCAGACUGUCGACUGCUCCAUCACCUUCACAGUGGACAGCUGA